AUGCAAUUCGCUAUCUUCGUUUUAUCCUUGAUUUUCGUUUUGGAGUCAGUCCAUGCUGACAAAAUGUCAUGGUGUGACUAUUGGUAUCGCAGAGGGAUUGCCCGUGUUGAAUGCACAAGACCCCGACAAGCCCAUUGGUCUAUAAUAAAUAAAGAAAACAAAGUUGAUGCAAAUACUCUCUCAAUGCCAAUCUGUGACGUUGUAACUGAUUGGGGAAGAUGCCAGAAAGCAGCACAUUGUCCAUUAGGUUUACUAUGCUGGGUCAAAGGAAACCCUUGCUGUACUCCUCAAACCACCAACACCUUUAUCCGUCAGACAGACCUUAACCAGCAGACUUGUCCUUCUCCACAGAUGAUGGGUGUCCAGUGUAAUGCCAAGAAAAUCGUUAACUGGUGUCAUUCUGACUCUGAUUGCCAUUCCUCUGGAUUGAACCAAAAUCAAAGAUGCUGUCCAUCUGGUUGUGGUUACAAUAUGUGCUUGCGCAUGACUCCACCUAUCGACAUGGUCUCAAGACUGUCUGCAAUGUCAGUCGUCCCAUCGCAAUGCCCUCGUAUGGAUGCUGUGAAUAUUGGAUGCUCUCGUCAGUUUGGUACAAGCUGGUGUCGAGCUGAUUCAGAUUGCUAUUCAAACUCAGCUCAACAGCGUUUCUGCUGCCCAACACGAUGUGGAUACAAUGUGUGCUUAUUACAAUUGAGUGAAAACAAAUGGGCUAUUGCUUAA
This is a messenger RNA of Auanema sp. JU1783, 720 nucleotides long. The record is from the annotation of a GenBank genome assembly. Lineage: Eukaryota; Metazoa; Nematoda; Chromadorea; Rhabditida; Rhabditidae.